AUGGAGGAGGUCGUGUUAGCCGCUGAAGCAGAGGAGGCCGAUGAGGAGGCAGUACCUGCUAAGUCAGACUCGAGCGAGUCCGACGAUGGAAACGCGAGUGAAGCUGACGAGUGGAGCGACGAAGGGGAUGAAUGGUGGGCCCCUGGUCGCUAUGAGGGGGCAGAGGUAGAGGAGUGGGUGGCGGGUGACGAAGAUGAACCCCGGUACCAGGGCCUCGGAUUCGUUUUGGCGUAG
Closterium sp. Naga37s-1 is the source of this 234-nucleotide messenger RNA. The record is from the annotation of a GenBank genome assembly. NCBI's taxonomy places the organism in Eukaryota, Viridiplantae, Streptophyta, Zygnematophyceae, Desmidiales, Closteriaceae.